AAGAAGGAAAAAAAAAGUUAAGCCUGCAUAGUUGCAUAUCUCUCUUUUUCAAACAUCCGAUUAAUGCAUCCACAUCACUCUAACUAUAUUGAAUCGCUGAGGCUCAAUCUUCAAGUCAAUCUUGCCUUCAUCGUCGUACCCAAUAUCAUCCAGCAACAUAUAUCAUCAUGUAUGCGCUCACAUUAACUGCGGAAUUAAAUGGAGUCACCAACCUCCGACCUAAGGACACUACAGAUUCUCCAUUCUGGUAUACCUUCACUGUCCAGUGCACUUCGUGUCGUGAGGUGCACGGAAAUCCCAUAUCUGUUAGCAGAUUUGAGACAAAUGAUUUAAGUGGUAGUAGAGGGGAGGCCAACUUCGUAUGGAGGUGCAAGAACUGCAAGCGAGAAUCCUCUUGCUCAAUCAAGGCGGCACCCAAGGCUUAUGAACAAGGUGAACCGCCGAAACAGCAGUCUAUAAUGGAAUUUGACUGCCGAGGCUUGGAGUUCACGUCCUUUUCUCCGGAAGGAGAGUGGUUGGCUGAUGGUCUUGAAUCAAACACCAAAUUUGAGGGAAUCGAUUGCUUACAAGAAGGCGAGUGGUUUGAUUAUGAUGAAAAGGCUGGUGAUGAAGUGAGCAUCAAGGAGUUGAAAUGGGAUAUCAAGAGGGCUUGAACAAUAACUUCUUACAUGGACGUAGACAAUUUAGGUAUUCAUACGGACCAACAUUUAUCUACACAUCACUCAACCUUGAAAAAAGCAUAGAUAUAGCACAAUGUAAGUCUUGAAUACCUUCAAUGUUCAAUGUUGGUCGCAUCAGGUACCUAGUAACUACGAAGGUUGUGGCCAAAAGUUUAGACCAAGAUAUACCUCAG
Molecule: messenger RNA, 853 nt
Organism: Hypoxylon fragiforme
Lineage: Eukaryota; Fungi; Ascomycota; Sordariomycetes; Xylariales; Hypoxylaceae
Product: DUF866-domain-containing protein
Exons: 5
Coding region: 168-653 (161 amino acids)
Molecular function (GO): zinc ion binding
Source: RefSeq, a predicted model, not a curated record